AUGUCUCAAACACCUGGCGUUCUUUGGGAUCGAAGAAUAAAUCGCGGUAUUAACCCCUAUGCGGGCAAACCACAACGCAUUCGCAGAAACAAUCAAAGCGGUGCAGGAUUGCCGAAUAUGCCCAACCCUGGCGAUCUAUUACAACGCGCCGUUACAGACGCUGUAGUAAAUGGGAAAAGAUAUGCGGCAAGACAGGCAAAAAGAGCAAAACGAUUAAAAACAAGAACAAGACGUGCAAACGCGAAAAUUAUAAUGCAAAAAAAAAGAUCGAUCAGAAAGCAAGAAGGAGGUCGUGUACGGCGAAAACCUGUUAAUCAUAUGCCUGUAGUCUAUCAAUAUCAUCAAUAA
Paramuricea clavata is the source of this 348-nucleotide messenger RNA. Lineage: Eukaryota; Metazoa; Cnidaria; Anthozoa; Malacalcyonacea; Plexauridae. The record is from the annotation of a GenBank genome assembly.